Molecule: messenger RNA, 831 nt
Organism: Phanerochaete carnosa HHB-10118-sp
Lineage: Eukaryota; Fungi; Basidiomycota; Agaricomycetes; Polyporales; Phanerochaetaceae
Exons: 1
Coding region: 485-829 (114 amino acids)
Source: RefSeq, a predicted model, not a curated record
GAAGGUUCACGCAGCGCUAGGUCGAUUCGAAAAGCCUGCAGUUUUGACCUUGGCUUGAGCGCACGCCGUUGCCAUGGACAUCUGUGUACAUCCACGUCCUGACACCGUCGCCUUGUGCAUGCGCUGACAACCUAUGUAGCUCUGCCAAGAUUGCAGCAUUGGUCAAGCAAGGCUGCACCACUCUCGAGCAGCUACGUAACAAUCCCACAUACUUCAACAUGCUCGGGAAUCAGCAGAAAAAGGGUCUGAUUUGGAUGGACCAUUUGAGUCAGCCCGUAACGCGGGCUCAAGUCGAGACUAUUGUCGUAAGUGCUCCUUAUAUGGACUCCCACUUGUGUCGAUGAUAACUCUCGCAGGACUUCCUUCGGGAUUCUAUGUUAGCACCAUGGGAGGUAGUACCGGUUGGUGACUAGUGAGUGUAGAGAUCCUUGAUUCCCAUGCCGCUUCAUGGACACCUCGUUGUAGCCGUCGUGGUGCCCAAAAAAUGCGCGAGGCGUCAAUUUUGCUUGUUCAUCCCUCACAAGUUCGCGUUCCCAUCCCAGAACUGCCCAUAAAACGCCGGCUUCCGAGUGGGGCAGUGGCACAAAUAGCAGGCAUAUCCUGGAAGGCCUACAGAAUGGCUGACACCAAAUUGCUCGAGGACCAGGUCGUUGGGCCUUUAGGGAUGCGUGGACUUCUCGCUGACCAGUUCAAAUCGGGAGCAUUAGAUUGGAAUGGUGCUUCUCUUGUGCCUACAAAGGAUGCUCACGGCAGUUGGGGAACACGCGCAACGAGGCUGCAGGCUAUCGCGAACCGCCAUGGCGUAUUCAGGUGGCUCCGCAUCCAGUGAGU